This is a messenger RNA of Paramecium pentaurelia, 999 nucleotides long. NCBI's taxonomy places the organism in Eukaryota, Ciliophora, Oligohymenophorea, Peniculida, Parameciidae. The record is from the annotation of a GenBank genome assembly.
AUGAAAUAAAAUUUGGAAGAAAUAGCUGCCACAAUUCCGAAUUUCAAAAUGGUUGAUGGCAAAUAUUACAUCAAAACAACUAAAUUGGGAAAAGGAAAUUUUGCAGAAACGUAUAUAUAAAAAUAUACAAAAGUCAUUUGGCUACAUUGAAAGACAAUGAGAAAAUAGUUUAUGCAUGUAAAUUAAUAGCAAAACAAAAUAUCAUUGAAAAACUUAAAAAAAGUAAUAAUCCAGAUAGCAGAAAAGAGUAUAUAAUCAACUCGCUAAAAAAAGAGGUAUAAUCUUUUACCAUUUAUUUUUUAGGUUUCAUUGUGGAAGUAGAUGGAUCAUCCGAAUAUUGUUAAGUUUAUUGAUUUCUCUGAAACUCCAAAUAAUAUUUAUUUCUUUUUGGAAUACUGCAAUGGUGGAGAUUUAGAUAUGCUCAUCAAAGACAAAGGAAAAUUGAAUGAAUAAGAAGCAGUUGAUAUAUUUCUCUAAAUUGCAGAAGGAUGUUCAUACUUAUAUGACAAAAGUGUUUUCCAUAGAGAUCUAAAACCUGAAAAUAUAUUGAUACAUAAUGGUACAGCAAAAUUAGCAGAUUUUGGUUUUGCUAAAGUAAUUGAAGAGGAUAAAAAAGAUGUGGCUGCACAUGGAACAUCAGUAGGAACACCUUAUUACAUGGCCCCAUAAAUUUUAGCAGGAGAAGAGUAUUUAUAUAGAAAUAUAUAUCAUUUAGCUAUUGCAUAAAAUGUGAUGUCUGGUCUUUGGGUGUAAUUCUGUAUUAAAUGUUAUUUGGAGUCCUUCCAUGGAAAGAUACAAAUUCUAUUAUAUAAUUGUUGAAUGCUAUCAAUAAUUAGAAAAUUCAAUUUCCAAAUACAAACCCAGUUGGUUAAGAGAUGAAAGACUUAAUUACAGUAAUGAAUAUAUUUAUGAAUAAUUAGAAAAUGCUUUAAAAAAAAGAAGAAGAUCGUAUUAAUAUAAAGGAAGUGUGCGAGAGUUUGAACAAAAUAAAAAAGUGAU